AGACAGGCCCAGCCUCGGCACUUCUGCCGGAACCGGCAACCACCGCCUCGGCUAUGAGCGCACAGCCACAGCGACAGCAGGAGCAACAGCAGCAAGCACACGAGCCAGCAACAGCAAGCGCUACGCGCGAAGCAGCUGCGAGCCCGGCGGUCACAGCCCCAGCAGCCGCUUGUGCUUCUCGUGAUAUUGGUGCCCGCCACCAACACCAGCACCAGCACUGGCAUCGGCACCAGCACGGCAAGCAGCUGCUAGAGCCGCCGCCCGACGUGCCGCUGCCAUCCGACAUGGACCUCGCAACGGCGCUCAUGUUCGGGCCGAUGCUGUCCCCGUGCGAUGGCGGUGGUGAUGUCGCCGCCAGCGGUGUCGGCGGCAGCCGGGCCAUCAGCAGCUGUGGUGACGUGGUCGGUGGCGGCGGUGAGGGGGGAGAGGAGCAAGGGGGAGCCGUGGCUGUGGGCUUGGGGCCUGAUCAGCAGGCGGAGCUAGCAGUUGGUGGCGGCGGUGAGGGGGCAGACGGAGCCCGCGUGCUGCUCGCCGGUGCUCCUGCCGGGAUCUCUGAGCCGGCACUGACGUUUUCUAAACAGAUGCGAGGCCACCGGGAGGACGACGCCGCACCGCUACUAGGCCACGCACCCGAGCUGUCCGCGCCCGGGCCCCCGCCCGUGUGCCCUGGUGACCCCGACUUGACGACUGCUGCCGCGGCUGCGCCAUCGAAGUCCCCACCGCCGUCAGCACAAACGCCCUCACCGCAGCAGCAGCAGCAGGAGCAGGUGCCCGCCAAUGCAGUGCGCGGCGGUGCCGGCGGGAGCAGCAGCGCGCGCUGCCUCAUUGUACGGCCACCCAUGCCGCCCGCCGAUGCCGUACUGCCCGUUGUGGACGAGCUGCAGAACCUGGUGGGGCAGCACGAGCUACAGCCUGAGGAGCCAACUGCUGCGGCGCCGUACGAGUUACUGCCGCUACUGCCAGCCGCCAGUGGGAGCAGCGGCUACGGCGGCAGUAGCAGCGGCGAGCUGUCGGCGGUGGAGGAGCGGGUGGCGGAGGAAGAGCGAUACGUGGAGGGCGAGGAGGAGGAGGACGGGGGGAGCGAGAGGGGGGAGGCAAGAGGGGAGCUGCGGGCAGCACUACUAAGCAGUGGCAGCAGCAGUGGCAGUAGCCGCAGCGGUGAUGAGGACUACAGCAGGGAAGGGCCAGGCGGCGGUGGAGCGCAGGCGGGCGAGGCAGGCGGGCCGCAGCCAGCAGCAGUAGCUACGGCGGCGGCGGCCAGUCGUGUCGGGCACACCGGUGCCAUUACGGCACCUUACAUUUGGGGUUCCCCGCCUGCCAGUGUCAGCAGCGAGACCGCUGCUGCUGCCGAAGCUUUGGUUGCUGGGGCGGGUGUGGAGAGUGAGAAGGGCCCAACGGCGGAGCAAGGCGAGCCGGCAGCUCCUACGGCACCAACCAGCAACGAGCGCAGUGUCGUACUGGGGCGCCACUCGCAGCAGCCGGUAGAGAAGGACGACAGUGCCAAGCACUCGGGGUCAGGCCAGGGUGGUGUCGUUACGAGUCCGGCCGGUGGCAGUAGCAGCAGCGUCAGUGGCAGUGCCAGCAGUAGCAGUGCUGGUGUCCGCCCUACGCAGCGCCAUGAUGACCCCACACCGCCCUCAGAUGCUGCCGGUGCUCUUUCGCUUUGGUUCGAGGGCCGGCGCAGCAACGCCGCCGCGGAGCCAGCGGGAGAGUUGAUGGCGACUGUCGUCAGUACGCCCGUGGCGGCAGGGGCGGGCGGGUCAGGCGCAGCAUCCGGCAAGGGCGGCGGCGGUGGCAGUGCUGGCGCCAAGCCUGUCCUCACCACUGGCACCAAAGAGACGGCCGGCUCGAACGGAGAGCGCAGUGGACUAGGUGUGGGCUUUGAGGCGCCAGCCGGCUACCAGCUACUUCCCGGCACACCGCGAUAGUUUGUGUGUAUUGGGCGGUGGCUAGCUCUUGCUUGUGGCAGAGAGCACAAGGGCGGGAAACAUGCAGGAUAGUACUGUCCCGGUACAACGCUGACCUCCACAACCUGCAGUACGUUACUGGCUGCUGUGGCACAGUAUUGAGUAGCCAAGGCCCAAGGGCAAGAGGUGUUGAGGGUGGAAAAUGAUCUUGCGCUUCGUGUCAGCUGACAAGUUGAGGUCAAAAACUGCACUGCGCGUGCUAGGUAGUGGGGGGCGGGCGGGCUGGGUAAGGCGUGCUGCUUUGCUGCUAGUAGCCAGCUACAGGCUUAUUGACGAGUGUUGCGGAACUAAUGCGUACGUAGACCAGAGCGGAAGGCGGAGUGGGCUUGCAGGCGGCACGAGAGUAGGCUUGUGGCUUCAUGGAAGCGGGGACCAAGGGCUUUCUGUAUGU
Molecule: messenger RNA, 2358 nt
Organism: Chlamydomonas reinhardtii
Lineage: Eukaryota; Viridiplantae; Chlorophyta; Chlorophyceae; Chlamydomonadales; Chlamydomonadaceae
Exons: 2
Coding region: 54-1928 (624 amino acids)
Source: RefSeq, a predicted model, not a curated record